Messenger RNA from Rotaria sordida, 354 nucleotides. NCBI's taxonomy places the organism in Eukaryota, Metazoa, Rotifera, Eurotatoria, Philodinida, Philodinidae. The record is from the annotation of a GenBank genome assembly.
AUGGAUAUUUAUCAAGAUCAUGUUGAUAUGAUCACUGUUUAUAUUGAAGAAGCACAUGCACUUGAUGAAUGGCCAAUUGGUAGUCGAAUAUGUUAUGUUCAACCAAAAUGUGAUGCUGAUAGAAUUAGUAUUGCAGAUGAUUUUAUAAAAGCAACAAAAUAUCGAAUACCAUUAUUAAUUGAUCCAGUAUCAGAAAAUAAUCUAUAUAGUAAAGUUUAUUGUCCAUGGCCAAUCCGAUUUUAUAUUAUUGAUCAUAUGAAAAAAUUAAGUUGUAUAGCUCAACCAAUUCAAGAUUCAUUUUCAUUAGAAUUGAUUAAAAAUGCAUUAGAUGAUGCUAUUCAACAAUGUCAAUAA